Messenger RNA from Crotalus tigris (Tiger rattlesnake), 495 nucleotides. It is a transcript of the gene TMEM254, whose product is annotated as transmembrane protein 254. The coding region runs from base 90 to 482 and encodes 130 amino acids. The record is from RefSeq and is a predicted model, not a curated record. The transcript is spliced from 4 exons. Lineage: Eukaryota; Metazoa; Chordata; Lepidosauria; Squamata; Viperidae.
UCGCGGUCCCUCCUCGCUGGGCCGGCCUGCCAGGCAGCGCUUCUUCUUCCGCCGCGCGGGCAGCGCCGGGCUAGAAUCAGCCGCGGACAAUGGCCUCCCGGGCGGCAUGCGCCCCGCGUUCCGACAACCCCGCCACCUACUUCCGAAGGACGCGGCCGUUUUUCGUGGUGGUGAUCGUGGCCGCCAUGGUCUACUAUGGUUGUGCUGUCUUUGCGCCUUCAAUAAUCCCCUAUGAUGGUCUGGGUCCAUUAGGAAGAUUCACAAAAUAUCUGCAGGAGAACCACAAAACUCUUUUCCAUGUAGUAUAUCUGGCGGCUUGCUUAUUUCAUAUCGGAGAAGCAUUCUUGAGUAUCUGGUUAUGCAAUAAGAAAGGCAUCACGGACAGCAAGACUCAGCUUUGUUGGUUCAUUCAGACCCUGUUGUGCGGAAUCGCGUCGCUUUAUUUUCUGCUAGUUUAUAAGCCGCACAAGAAAACCCAGUGAAGAAUUGGAACGG